CCGAGAAUAAUCAAGGAGGCUGAAAAAUUCUCUCUGUAAUUCACAACAACGCAGGGGCCAGAAUACCAGCCGGAUAUCGAAUAGCGUCCCUGCCGAAAACUCGGUAUCAUUAAGACUCAGGAGACGUGGAGUUUUAAUCCGGAAGGCCAACUCAAAAGAGUCUUUGGGAACCGAAAGGUUCAUUACUUCGUUAAAAAUGGUGGGAGUACCUUACACUGAAUCUCAGAGGUGGGGUUAUGUUAGGAUCAUCACGGGAACGAUUCUCGGAGGGGCACUCGGAUUUUACGUUAUGCACCGGUUGGAAGUAUCUCACAAGGAGAAAAUGAAAAAGAGGUUGAUCGAGUACGAGAAGGAAAAGGAAAAGAGGAUGAUUCUUAAAGGCGAUUUGGAAUCCGAGUUUGCGGAAUCAGACCUUUCUUAGCUUCUUCAAAGCUUCACCGUUUUUUUGUUCUUCUUUUUAUUUAGUUAGAAAGACUUAUUGUUUUGAUUAAGGAUUUUGAGGAAAAAAUUUGUAACGAUGAUGCUACACUUCAGCAAUCCUGCAAAAUUGAAAACCAAAAGGGUAACUAUUCAAUCUCUUUUUUAAUCUCAUUCUUGUGUUACUUUAGCGGUUCUUAGGUAUCUAUGUGUUGACCUUUCGUCUCUCAAUAAUCAAUUGACCAUAAUGUUCUUGUUUUUUAAUUGGUAUAAAUAGAUGCUGCUUGCUUUGAUGA
Papaver somniferum (opium poppy) is the source of this 713-nucleotide messenger RNA. RefSeq lists its product as uncharacterized. The coding region runs from base 197 to 421 and encodes 74 amino acids. The transcript is spliced from 2 exons. Lineage: Eukaryota; Viridiplantae; Streptophyta; Magnoliopsida; Ranunculales; Papaveraceae. The record is from RefSeq and is a predicted model, not a curated record.